CGCCCUUCCCAACAGGACCAAGGUCUGGAAACUACUGACGGGAGUUUAACUUGCCAAUCGCCUUCCGCUGGGCCAAAAAUUUAGAUCCUUCUUACAAUCAAAAUACCUUGCAUUUCUGGCUCUACUUGAACUUCUCUGAAUUCUAAUGAUACGAACUUUUCGUUCGUUUCCUUUUCAUCCAAUACGAGACCAACAUGGCACUUAUAUAGGGUUAUGGGUGUGCGCUCUGUGGAUGUGAGGUCGUUGCCACAGAUGAGCUCGUUGCCACAGAUGGGGAUCAUGAGGUCGUUGCCCCCCCCUGGAUGACACAAUUCCGCGGAGUCAUUUCCGGCCCGGAAGGCAUAUUGCUUACCGGAGUUGGUCGCUACGAUCCAUCACGGUUGGAACACUUCAUCGCACCUCUUGACAGAAACAAGCGCUGGAGUGAUGACGGGUACAGCUACCCGCCAACAGAUCGAUUCGGAGUCGCGUCCCAACCAUUAUUCAACGGCAGGCACGGCUUUAUCUUUCACGAAGCCUGUUGGGAUUUGCUGGAGCAAGCUGUGAGUCCAGCUGCGGUACCACUCCAGAGACUGCAUCACGUGUGCAAGUCCCUUCCCAUCCCACCCUCGUUAGAGUGUCCCAGCUGGGGUCACGACUAUGGAGGAGCGCAAACUCUCAUCAUUGAUAACGACUUAUUUCCCUGGAAAGAAGGUCGGUUCAUGUACGCCUAUACGGAAUUGAACGAAGUUCUCCUUAGCAAUCCCUAUCGGGUUCCCGACGCCGACCGUCUGCUGGCCGACCACGUCCUGGGCGAGGACAAGGUCGCGGAACAACCACCUGCCCUGAGAGACACCGAUCGGUCGGUGACCACAGCACCAAAAAGAGAUCAUGAUUGCUUUGCAUCACUUCCGGCGGAAUUGCCUCUGGAGAUCGCCAAGCUUCUCCCUACGGCAGAUGUCCUCAAUGCCCGUCUGGCAUCGAGAGGUUUUGAGGCCGUCUUCCACGAUCAGACAUUCUGGAAAUCCAGGUUCGAAGCAUCCGCUGAGCGGGCUUGGGUUUUUGAAGCUCAACGCGUUAGCGGAGAAAGGGACUGGCGGGGCCUGUAUCGGCGGACGCAAGGGGCCCGGAUACCGCCUGGUCUCCGGAACAGGCGGGGGAUCUGGGGCUUGAUUAAAGGCGUUCUGGAUGUCUUGGACCUGGUGUGGAAGGACCCUCCUCUCAAUGCGGUGCUACAUCCGUACGCGGGUCUGACACGUCCGCGUGCCGAGGUGACCGUACCGUGGUCUUGCGAGUUGUCACUCCGAGAACAUGGUCUCCGGGUCGUCCGGGGUCAAUGCAUAGCCAUUCCCAGCAACCUUAUCCGGCUUUGCGUCUACACGACGGCUCUCGGAGACGAGACAUACAUCGCGGGAUUCUCUUUCAUCACCUCUGCCGGUGUCUCGAUUCAACUAGGCUAUCGCUCCUCGUCCCAGCAUUCUAUCGAGCUACGCCAAGCUUUUGGGUUCCGCCUAGCUGUAGGAUUACACGGCAUCCGGGCUAUACAAUGCAUCACAGGACCAGAUGGCUCAGCUUCAACGUGGUUCGGUUGUCCCGAUGAUGUAUUCCAAACUGAGCGUCUGGUCGAGGCCAAUCCUAUCAUAGGACUAGGGGCUUCAUUCGAUGGUUGUAAAAUGCUCAGCCUCGCCGUUUAUGCACCAUCGGAGCCUCCAUCGAAUGUCAACUUGAGGAACUCGGCGCUGUGGUAUCCUUCUGUGCCACCAUCGACUCUCUGCCUUCACGACGAGGCAUUCGUCCCCAUCAACUUCUAUACUACUGGAUAGAACCCACUGGUUUGGUGCAACGUCGGGGGCAAUGGAGGCGAGAAUCUUCGGCA
Messenger RNA from Chaetomium strumarium, 1855 nucleotides. Its product is annotated as F-box domain-containing protein. NCBI's taxonomy places the organism in Eukaryota, Fungi, Ascomycota, Sordariomycetes, Sordariales, Chaetomiaceae. The coding region runs from base 303 to 1802 and encodes 499 amino acids. Gene Ontology annotation, molecular function: protein binding. The transcript is spliced from 3 exons. The record is from RefSeq and is a predicted model, not a curated record.